Hyaloperonospora brassicae is the source of this 1113-nucleotide messenger RNA. The record is from the annotation of a GenBank genome assembly. Lineage: Eukaryota; Oomycota; Peronosporomycetes; Peronosporales; Peronosporaceae.
AUGACGAUUUCCGCCAACGUGCGCAAGGAGCUGUUCGAGAUGACCAACUGCGAGGGCCGACUGAUUCGGAUCAAGCCGACGGAAGCCAAGGCCGGGACGACCGUCUACUCGUCCAAGCAGAGCCAACCGCUCAAGAUGUGGACGCAAGAGGAGCACGAGAAGUUCCUCGAGGCCAUGGAGAAGUACCCAGCGGGACCGUGGAAGGUCAUUGCUGCGUUCAUUGGCACGAAAACCACGCGGCAGACUAUGACCCACGCGCAGAAGUACCGCCAGAAGAUCAGUCGCUGGCGACGGGGGCUGCGCCACAAGGGCCGCAAGCACUUGAACGACGUGCGCCACCACCACGUGGCCACUGGCGACGACUACACCACGAAGGAGAACCUGUACAAAGCGCUCGAGUACGUCUCGAACGACGAAACCAGCAGCUGCAGUACCCGCUACGGCCACGCAGAGCUCGCGUCCGUGAGCCCCACGCGGUCGCUCUCGGGCGUGCCGGGACACGAAGCGUCGCGCAGUGGCGAGCUCUUUCGACUGGCCGAGCUCGCGUCCCAUGAGGUCAUGAAGCAAGAGCCGCGGCCGAUGCCGUCGUCGCCUCCUGACGUCGAGAUGGUCGACAUGUCGAGUCCCGUGCGGGUCAAGCAGGAGCUGGUGGCGUGUGCUUCGGUGGCCUUUAGCGAGAAAAUUCGCACCAUGGAGUGGACCAACGACCCAAGCGGCUUUUGCCACGCCAGUCCCGAGUGGAGCGGCCACAAGAGCGAAGUCCGACUGAGUCCAUUGCGGGCCUCUCCUGAUGGCAGUCCGUUCCCGGUGCGCAAGUUCGGCGGUGUACUCAGUGCCAUCACUGACAGGAGCUACCAAAGCGCGCAGAGCCGCUUUCCUCCGCUGCCGCUGUCGUCGACGUGUAUGCGCAACAACACGCUGUCCCCCAUGCGCGAUGUCGAAGUGGAGGAGCGGAAACUAUUUGUGCAGCAACGCGGUGCUGGUGUCUUUCGUCUGCCGCCACUCAAUGUCGCAAAUGGCCAAGCGCCGAACGUGUACUCGAUUCCGCCGUUGCGCUCGAAGAUCGACCCGAGUGUUUUGACCGGCCGCGCUUGCUACACGUUUACGAACUAA